Messenger RNA from Ornithodoros turicata, 3796 nucleotides. RefSeq names its product Krueppel-like factor 1. The record is from RefSeq and is a predicted model, not a curated record. The transcript has 4 exons. NCBI's taxonomy places the organism in Eukaryota, Metazoa, Arthropoda, Arachnida, Ixodida, Argasidae. Gene Ontology annotation, biological process: regulation of transcription by RNA polymerase II. Gene Ontology annotation, molecular function: RNA polymerase II cis-regulatory region sequence-specific DNA binding; DNA-binding transcription factor activity, RNA polymerase II-specific. The coding region runs from base 1277 to 2533 and encodes 418 amino acids.
GAGCCCAUACAUACGCGAAUUCAUCAGUGUGCGAUCGACUAUUGGCAUGGUGGUACCCAAAUGGCAACGCACACUAAAUGUCUGUCUUCUUCUUCCAGCUCUAACAGAGAAGACUGAGAUGACGUCUCUUCGCAGCAUGCGUUCAUUCAGGUUCGUUCAACCCGUCCGUUCAACGUGUGGUACAGCACGCAGGACAGUACUCUACACUUGCACCAUCUCGAUCAUAAGCUUCGCAUAAUGCACAUCAGUGAGUCUCCCACCGCACCCAUGGAUCUUUUGUACCACCAGCGUCGUGCAGUCCAGCCUCAUACUAAUCCCCAGAGCGCAAUCAGACGUCCAUAUGAACAAGCAAGAAUAUGGAUGGAUCGGACGUGACAAUGAACUGACAACGUAACAGCAGACAUAUCUAAACUUCUCAGGAGCAACAAAAGGAAAAGACGGAAGAAGGCCACAUAUCGACUCCAGACAAAGCGACGACAUUCCCAGGAAUCCUGAAGGCCAUCCCGUGAUCGAACAGAAGCCCCCAAAGAGCGACAGACCCAUCAGCAGAUCUGGAACUGAUCCAGGUACGCCUAACCCACUUUAAUCGCCUCCAGAACUCAGCUCUGCCACUGUGGCCUGUUCUAAUCAGAAAACAAGAAGUCCCCCUUCUUCACGAAGUGGUUGUCCUUCGACUCUCAACUCUACACCCUGGCGGUCGCUAAUAACAGUAAUGUUUAUGGCAAUCACCGUCAUUUACGGAAAAGGGGGGUAGGUACAUUUGACUUCCGCCCAGCCUUCAAUGUGGGUCGGACAGCGGCACCAACACCUCCCACUCAGAACCGAUUGGGCUGAUUGAUCUCAACCUAACGGUCUCCCUGGCGAGAGUGGAGGAUCUAUCUCCCUCCGUCCUCCCCCCUUGUGCGAGGCAUACUUGCCGAGGACCUCCCCUCCUGGAACGACGGAAGAAAAACGGUACACGACCAACUUUCCUCGACGUCCUCAAAAUUCUGCUCGGUCAGCUGGAGGAAUCGAAGCCCGUCCGUCCGUUCUAGUUUGCGUUUUCACCGCGUGGCGGCGUGAGCAUCGGUGGCGCUCUUCUCACCUGUCCCGCUCUGAGGGACCACGAGUAAUAGGGGCAGUGGGAUCGUGCGAAGGGGACUCUACGGCGCCUCUUGUACAUGUGUGCUUCUGGCACGGUGUGUGGUGCGAGCUUAUGGAUGUGAUCGGAGCUCCAGGGUUGUGAUUGGAACGGUGGAUUGCCUCUGCAGCGUCAUCGCCGUUGUGCUUCCUGGUGAUGCUAGUGGUGGUGCCGCGUUCGAUGUUGGACGGAACUGAUCCGGCGUGGACUGAAGGGGGAUCGGCGCUGGGACAUGGAACAGGAGACGGACCGCGCGCGGCGGAUAUGGCUGACUUUCAAGAUGUGUGGCAGGACAUCGAGAGCGUCCUGUUGGGCGACAUCUCUCCGCGAGAGCACGGUUCGCACAAGCACUCUCCACCGUCCAGGACCUGUGGCCAACUCCCGCGAAGUCGAGGUCAUCAACAGGAGGCGCCCGUCCGACCUCCGGUGGCGGGAGGUAUCCUGGCGAGUGCACUGACAUCACCGAAACCCAACACCCCAAGCAUAUCACAUAACCAACAGUCACCUCCUGACCACUCGACCAUGGGCCAACCGGCUUUUGUCACCCUCGAUUUUGACCUGAUGCUGAACUCCGACAGCGCUGCGCUCUACCCGGAGGAAACCUACGCCACAGAACCGGAACCCGCACAAUCGACGUACGCCAACCCUGGGAUGAACGCCACGACGACGACGACGACGACAGCGCCCACGUAUCAGACGCCGUCCGUCAAACUGGAAGCACCUUGCUUCACGUACAAUUCCACCUGGAACGGUUACCCGGGCGCCAACGCAGUACAAGUACCCCCCUCAAGUCAAAUGUCGCCCCCCGCGUCGCCAGAGCACAGCCAGUUGGUUCAAAAGCUUCUAGAUUCAUCGUACAAGUUGCAGUCCUUACAUCAGAUGACAGCACCGACCUCCUACCAGCAACCAUCGCCGCAAGCGUUAACACACACUCCUCCACACUUGCGAAUGGUAACGCCACCGUCGUCGCCGAGGUUAGCGGACCUUCUAAACGCCGGAAGCAACCUGGUCAACCAACCUGCGCGUUUCUCGCCCAUUCCGUCCGAAGUCCAGAUGGGAAGCAUGGGAGACCCUUUCUGUCGCUCGUCGCCAACGCUCAGCCCCAACAACAAGAAGUGCCGGCGGACGCUGGGCAGGAAGAAAGUGACCAUUCACACUUGCUCACACCCGGGGUGCAGCAAGAGCUACACAAAGAGCUCUCAUCUCAAGGCCCACCUGAGAACGCAUACGGGUGAGAAGCCGUACCAGUGCAACUGGAAGGAGUGCGGAUGGAAAUUUGCACGUUCCGACGAACUCACGAGGCACUACCGGAAGCACACCGGGGACCGACCGUUUCAAUGUCGACUGUGUGAACGAGCGUUUUCGCGUUCAGAUCACCUGUCCUUGCACAUGAAGAGGCAUACUUCGGUGUGAGGCUCUUCUCCAAAGUGUCUAUAUAAUUAUUAUUGACUAUCAUCGCGGGAGUGUUCGCAGACAGAUCUCCAAACCGUGUUGUGAACUGUCCCGUUACAGGAACGCAUAGGCCUUAAUGGUUCUGUCAUCAUUCCAAACAAAUAAACUGUUGGUGUGCGUCAGAACUCUGCGGAACUGGUACAAAAACAGUGCUUGCCUUUACAGAUGAUGCCUUGUUUUCUUUUGCUGUCGUUAGUGCUUUAUCAAGAUAUGUGUGUGCCUUAGUCUUGUGCCGUCUAGCUCGUCUUUUCUGGCAGCAGGUUCGCUCUCGAAUCCCAGUUGCCCCAGAACAUAGCCAUAAGCCACAGUACACCUACACAAAUCUCGGUUAAUUCCUUCGUGAGCAGUCGUUCCAUGGCUGCACUGCCAGAGUGCGUCGCAUUGGAAGACCCCAUGGUACUAAAACUGGAAACGAAGUAAGGCAACGGCAAUCCUUUGCUAGAGUAAGUAUUUUCUAGCAGUAUAAGAACGCCUGAAAGUGAAGAUUUCCCACGGGAAACGUACUGACUAAGGCCUGUCUCACACGAACUUUUUUCUCCUCCCUGUUUUUAACGGAGGCAAAACUGACCCAUUGGAACCUACGGGGCUCGGGGACGUGUGAAAGGGCCUAAAAGCACAUUCCGAAACGUCUUCGUGGAUAUGUGACGACAGUUGGCACUGUCACGGUGCUUGACAGACAAAAAUAACCCGUAUGAGAAAGUGACAACUCUCGUCCUAUCCCAGUCUUUCUGAUCACGCCCCUCAGUGUGAUGUCUGAAGGUACUUGUGCGUUCGUUCGUCUAGCCUAUGCUAUCUAAGCGUGUACAUUUAACGCACCUGUUUUGUUUAUAUGGCUUUCUUGCAGGUCUCCGUUUCCAAUGUUGCGCGUCCGUUUCAUGUCGUUGAUAGUUGUGUGUAAUUAUUGAGCUUUCUCAUAGGAAAGGAAGCAUAUUUUGUUGCAGAGAUGAGAUAUUUUAUUGUGUAAAGCGUUCGACCUUUGUUCGAUUAUAUUCUGCUCGCGAUUUUAGUGUGUGCACGUGAUCUGCUAUAGUGCCUGUAUACGAGAUUACAUGACAGAAGAUGUUAUACGAAUUGAUCAGUCAGCGCACAUGAUAGGCGCAAAAUAUUUAAGAAUUUUUGUGGGAAAAUCUUUCUUCAAUGUGCAAGGUAUAUAGCUGUACAGUAACAAGAUGUAUGUGCAACGUGAAAGCUAAGAUAUAUUUCGUAUAAAGCUAUCGAAGCAUU